AUGCGAUUCUCCUUGCUCUCUACGUUUGUUGCGCUAUUUUUCAGCAUUCGUGCCUUUGCUGCUCCCACGAACGGUACUCUUCCCCCUGCAUGCGGUAGCCAUGUCGAGUCCAGCAAGCUCCAGACUCUGGCAACCGAAUUCGCUGGUUUCGAGGCGGCCUAUAAAGAAAUCAUAACAAAGAGAGCAGAGGACGGUGAACUCGAGGAGCGUGGUAGUGGUUUCGCCCUGAAGUUCAUUAAUGUAUAUUGGCACGCCAUCACGGCCGGAGGCUCCUCUCCAGGUCCCCACGUUCCCUCCUAUGCCACCAUCUAUGCACAGAUAGCCAGGCUGAACACCGAAUUUAGGCCUGUCGGUUACUAUUUCAGGCUCGUUCGUAUCGAUUACACCGCCAAUCCUACGUGGUACAACUUAGGCGAAGUCACCGGACCGAAUGCAGUUGCCAUGAAGACCCAACUUCGAAAGGGAGGGGUUCGUGACCUCAAUAUCUAUAGCGUAAACAGUGCAGUCGCUGGCAGUACAAACCUUGCUGGAUAUUCUUCCUUCCCGUGGGAAUACAAUGCGAAUCCAAAGCUUGAUGGUAUCGUCAUAAUCCUUGGCGCGCUUACUGGAAGCCACGCAUACAACGACUACUUCAUUUUGGGCCGAACUCUCGUUCACGAAACGGGCCACUGGGUUGGUCUCCUCCACACCUUCACUGGCGGCUGUUCCUUCCCGAACGACUACGUGUCGGACACUCCACAGGAGGCAUCGCCCGCGUACUAUUGCCCCACUGGUCAAGAUACUUGCCCUGGUGGAGGCCCUGACCCCAUCCAUAACUUUAUGGAUUACACACAAGAUACUUGCAGGUGGCAGUUCACUCCUGGGCAAAUAUGGCGUGCGCGGAUCAUCAUGUGGAUCUACCGUGGUGUCUGGCCCUGGUAG
Molecule: messenger RNA, 921 nt
Organism: Cantharellus anzutake
Lineage: Eukaryota; Fungi; Basidiomycota; Agaricomycetes; Cantharellales; Hydnaceae
Product: metalloprotease
Exons: 5
Coding region: 1-921 (306 amino acids)
Molecular function (GO): metallopeptidase activity
Source: RefSeq, a predicted model, not a curated record